AUGGAGGUCCUGGAAGAGGAGGGAGAGGAGGUUGGAUCUGCGGAAGAGGAAGGUAAAGUGGCCGGAGAAGAAGGGAAGCGAGGGGAGGCGGGAGGGGGAGGUGAAGUGGGGCAGUUUCUUGCCCUGGGCAGCUGCCCAGGGCAAGACUGCCCUGGCUACGCCCCUGGAUUUGAGCAGGUUGUGGAAGAUGAUGACCGCAUUAGAACAGGAACCGUGUGGACUGCUACGGCACAUGCAAUCACAGCGAUAGUGGGGACCGGUGUCCUGACACUGCCAUGGAGUAUUGCUCAACUUGGCUGGAUAAUUGGCCCUAUUGUUCUCGUUCUCUUUGCUUUCGUUACCUAUUACUGUUCCAUUCUCCUCUCUGACUGUUAUCGGUCUCCUGACCCCAUCAAAGGAAGGCGUAACUACACUUACAUGGAUGCUAUAAGAGCAUUUCUUGGUGAGAAAGAUGUUUCACUAUGUGGAAUCGUACAGUAUCUUAUUCUAUGGGGAACUAUGGUGGGCUAUACCAUCACAGCUUGCAUGAGCAUGAUGGCCAUUAAGCUGUCACAUUGCUAUCACAAGAAUGGUAAAAGUGCUGUAUGUGAGGCUUCUGGAAUCCUAUAUGGUAUUAUGUUUGGUGUGGUCGAAGUAAUAUUGUCCCAAUUUCCUAACUUGGAAAAGGUUUCAAUCCUCUCAUACACUGCAGCCGCGAUGUCAAUUUUAUACUCCUUUAUUGCUCUAUAUUUGUCUGCAAUAAAAUUCUCUGCUCAUCAGCAAGUCAGAGGAACCGUUCUUGGAGUAGACACAGGCGGAAAUAUCUCCGCAGCUACAAAGGUUUGGCAUUGUUUUCAAGCUCUUGGAAAUAUUGCUUUUGCCUACACCUAUGCCAUGGUUCUAAUAGAGAUCCAGGAUACUCUGAAAUCUCCACCACCUGAAAACAGAACAAUGAGGAAAGCAAAUGUUUAUGGGAUUGGAGGAACGACAAUCUUCUACAUCUUUCUUGGAUUGGUGGGAUAUGCUGCCUUUGGGAGUGAUGCCCCAGGAAACAUUCUUACUGGAUUUUAUGAACCAUUUUGGCUUAUUGACAUUGCUAAUAUUGCUGUACUCAUACAUCUCAUUGGAGCAUAUCAGGUAUUUUCACAACCACUUUUUGCCUUCUAUGAACAUUGGCUAGCAACAAAAUGGCCGAAUUCAGGCUUCUUCAACAAAGUCUACACAUUUAAAGCAUGUUUUCCCAAAUCAAGGUCCUUCAAGUUCACAUUAUGCAAGCUUCUUGUACGAACAACCUUCGUGAUUCUCACAACAGUAGUUUCCCUGAUGCUUCCCUUCUUCAAUGCAAUUGUGGGUUUGCUCGGUGCCCUUGGAUUUUGGCCACUGACAGUAUACUAUCCUAUAACGAUGUACCUUGCCCAAGCUAAGAUCAGGAGAGGCAAUAGCAAGUGGGUGGCUUUACAGCUCAUGAGCUGCAUCUGUCUGCUUGUGUCUCUAGUUUCCGUUGUUGGAUCAAUUGCAGAUAUCGCUCAGCAUCUCGGGAACACGAGACUCUUCAAGAUGGAGUUAUAAAAGGAAGGCUAGUAGACAAGCGUAUUGAAACCAUCCGAGUUUCAUAUAUAUGCAGCUUAACCAUGUGAUAAGGCUGUAUUUCUGAUUUAUGAUUCUGGGUUGAUAAAUUCUGCUUGGUUGCUUUUGUGUAGUUAAACUAUCCGGUGAAUACUGUUCCGUGACAGCUUGUUCGACAAGGAUCA
Molecule: messenger RNA, 1730 nt
Organism: Asparagus officinalis (garden asparagus)
Lineage: Eukaryota; Viridiplantae; Streptophyta; Magnoliopsida; Asparagales; Asparagaceae
Product: amino acid permease 4-like
Exons: 7
Coding region: 1-1548 (515 amino acids)
Cellular component (GO): plasma membrane
Source: RefSeq, a predicted model, not a curated record